AUGUCCAACCAGCAGGUGGGCGUUGUGUUCGAUAAGGUCAUCCAAGAAGUAUGCGACUCGUCCCAGAUCGAUUUUGAGGAGGGCGGCGUUGACCAGCAGACGUUGGAAGAUUUGAGGAAGGGAUGGCGGAAGAAGCUAUCUUCACUUGGGGUUGCCCAUUUCCCUUGGGAUCCUGCGCCGCAACCUCCCCCACCGCCUCAGCAACCCCCGCAGGCUCACCCACCGCAUGUGCAAGCCCCUAUUCCUCCACCCCCGACAACAGUUCCCUCCAAUGGCCCGCGCACCACACCACCACCACCACAAUCACAACCACUCCAACACCAACACCAUCUCCAACACCAACAACCACAUCAGCGGCAGCCCCAGCAAUCACACCAGCAAGCUCAACCACUUCCCUUUUCCCAUGUCCCUACCUCAGCCCCUGAGACAUCAGCUGGCGAUAUACGUAUCAAAUCAGAGCCAGGCUAUCCGCCUACUGCAUCAAGCCUACCCCCAGUAAAUCCGUCAACUCUCGCGCAGCAGCGUGCGGCGAAUGCAUUACAUCAGAGGUAUGGAGCAGCUGCGGCAAACCAGGUGCAUCAGCUGCAGUCCCAGUCGCAGGCUGCCCUCUCACUUCCAGGAGGUCAGAAGCUUCCCGGUAGACCAGUCCACUUUCCUCAGGAUCAAAAGCCACAACUUCAACAGCCGCAACAUUAUCAGAAUCCAGCUCAACAACAGCCGCAACAGCCACAACAACCACAACAACCACAACAACCACAACAACCACAACAACCACAACAACCACAACAACCACAACAACCACAACAACCACAACAGCCACAACAACCACAACAGCCACAACAGCCGCAUCAACAGCCUCCGCAACAGCAGAGACCCCCAAUGAACCCUUCCCAAACAGACGGCGCUAGCGACUCGUUACAAGAAUGGAAAACGGAGGUCGCACGCAGGAGAGAAGCUGCCCAAAGACACGUGAACAGAAAAAACAGCGGCGAUGACCAUUUCAUCCGCUCUUACGUGGAAUCCAGGGGCCUACAGCUGGAGGCUGGUGGGCUGCUGGCACCCCUGAGCGAGCAACCAAGCUUUACCAAGGGGACAAAACGCAAGGCACACGUCAUGAACGAUCCCUCCGCUUUUGCAUCUCCAGCAAACCCAUCCCCUUCAUCCAGUAAUAUUGUUGUAUCAAGUCAGUAUGACGGACCAGAUGAGUUCAAUGGAAACACCGGACGGCAGGAGGAGGCAGACGAAGACGCUAUCAACUCCGAUCUCGAUGACUCGGAAGACAUGCUUGAUGACCACAACGACGGCGAUGAUGCAGUUGGACAAGUUAUGCUGUGCACGUAUGAUAAAGUCCAACGCGUCAAGAGUAAAUGGAAAUGCACGUUGAAGGAUGGAAUUCUUACAUCUGGGGGUAAAGAAUAUGUGUUCCAUAAAGGCCAGGGCGAAUUCGAGUGGUACUAGAAAGUGAAUUAGACUUAAUUACCCAUCAUCUGACGAAAUCUCGCAAUCGUUUCCCCCCACUUUCCCCCUCAUUUUUUGGCUUCAUUAUACCCCUCAAUGACCCCAUUACUUUUUACCAUUCCCUCAUGGUUGCAUUGACUCAAGCAAGAUCAUACAGACAUACAUAUAUCACCUAAAGUCUUCCAACAAAUCAGCGCGAAAUUAACAGCCUCGACCCUGUCAAAGCCCAUAACUACCAAACUCAAAAAAUUUAUUUACAGCUUGGAAAUUCAUGAAGAAACUCGGCCAACAAUGGUUAAUGAAAGGGAAGAAAGUUUCCAAAAAAUUUCCCAUGCAGUGAUGUAAUUUGGUGUUUUUCUUUUUUGCCCCUUCUUCUUUGUUUCUGUUCCUGUUUCUCAUUAAUGUGGCAUGACUCUGUCUGUCUUCCCUGUUCCUUGCCAGCUUCUCUUGUAUAUUUCAUGUGUCUCUAAUAUCUAUGAACCUGCCCCAGCAUGACAUGGACAUAACUUGUGUUGUAAUUUUUUUUGGGUUUCUGUGCUUCUUUUUAUCUUUUUCACUUGAUUCUAUAGUGGUGGGUAAGUAGCUGGAGAUGAAUCUUACUUUUUUUUUUUUUUUUUUCUUCUAUCUUGUGGUGAAUUUUCCUUCUUCUCUCAAGUUCAAUUAUUCUCAAUGAUGCUCUGAACUUGACUUCGCUUUUUUGUUUAUCUUCUAUGGCAGAGCUUUGACUACUGUCUCAACUUCUAGUGUAUUUUUUUCCCCUUUCAUCUUUCAAUUUUCUGCUUUGUAGCUGUCUUGCAUGUACGCAGAUUGAGAGAAUGAUUGAAUAAAGAGAUAAAAAGCUGAGAUGAAGAAGAAGAGAGAGUGAGAGAAGAAAAGAAGUGAGAUGAUUAAAAAUUAAAAAGUAAAUAAAUGACAAUUAAUUCUGUAAACUUAUCUUCUCUUUUCUCUCUUUCUGUUGACAUGAUUUGCAUAUCUAUAACCUGCACAGAGAGAAACAAAAGCUCUUACACACACUAGAAAUACAUUAUUA
Blastomyces gilchristii SLH14081 is the source of this 2488-nucleotide messenger RNA. Its product is annotated as transcription initiation factor TFIIA large subunit. Gene Ontology annotation, cellular component: transcription factor TFIIA complex. The transcript is spliced from 4 exons. The record is from RefSeq and is a predicted model, not a curated record. The coding region runs from base 1 to 1458 and encodes 485 amino acids. Lineage: Eukaryota; Fungi; Ascomycota; Eurotiomycetes; Onygenales; Ajellomycetaceae. Gene Ontology annotation, biological process: transcription initiation at RNA polymerase II promoter; transcription by RNA polymerase II.